Messenger RNA from Sander lucioperca (pikeperch), 670 nucleotides. RefSeq names its product E3 ubiquitin/ISG15 ligase TRIM25-like. The coding region runs from base 41 to 670 and encodes 209 amino acids. Lineage: Eukaryota; Metazoa; Chordata; Actinopteri; Perciformes; Percidae. The transcript is spliced from 3 exons. The record is from RefSeq and is a predicted model, not a curated record.
GACUCUGGUGAAACACUCACACAGUCACUAUCAAGGUGAAAUGGCACAGAAAAGAGUAAAGCUGGACCGGGAAAGCUUCUCUUGUUCAAUCUGUCUGGAUCUACUGAAGGCUCCGGUGACUAUUCCCUGUGGACACAGCUACUGUAUGAACUGUAUUAAACGUCACUGGCAUGGGAAGAAAAUCUACAGCUGCCCUCAGUGCAGGAAAAACUUCAAACCGAGGCCUGUACUGCUGAAAAACACCAUGUUAGCAGUUUUAGUGGAGGAACUGAAGAAGCCUGAAGAACUCCAAGCUGCUCCUGCUGAUCACCGCUAUGCUGGACCUGAAGAUGUGGCCUGUGAUGUCUGCACUGGGAGAAAACUGAAAGCCCUCAAGUCCUGUCUGGUGUGUCUGGUCUCUUACUGUGAGAAACACCUUCAGCCUCAUUAUGAUGUGGCUCCAUUAAAGAAACACGAGCUGGUGGAGCCCUCCAAGAAUCUCCAGGAGAACAUCUGCUCUCAUCAUGAUGAGGUAAUAAAGAUGUUCUGCCUUACAUUUCUGGAGAGGUAUAUGUCAGGCUACGGCAUGGACUACGGCAUAGAGUACGGCAUAGGCCAGCUCCACACGGAGCACAUUGGCUUCCCGCUCACUGACCUGCAAGUGGGAACCAAAAGGAAGAAAAGGACCUGA